GCCACAAAUUGCUUAUGUGGCUAUCAUCACACACACUUUCAUGUUACAUCAUUUCAUAGACCCCUUAAGAAACGAACGAAAUCAACCACACCAGAAUUCUUUCAAAGAAAAAAAAAAAAUAGGGAGAGCUUAGAGAUUCAAGUAAUGGCAACCACAAUGAUGACCACUCUCCCUCAGUUCAAUGGUCUUAGACCCAAAUUCUCAGCAUCCCCUGUGCAGAACUUGGUUGCUGUCCAACCCAUGAGGCGUAAGGCGAAGGGUGCUCUAGGAACUCGCUGUGAUUUCAUUGGUUCAGAAACCAAUCUGAUUAUGGUGGCUUCUACAACACUGAUGCUGUUUGCCGGAAGGUUUGGAUUGGCUCCGUCCGCAAACAGGAAAGCGACUGCAGGGCUGAAGCUCGAGGUGAGGGACUCAGGCUUACAGACUGGUGACCCAGCUGGUUUCACCCUUGCUGAUACCUUGGCUUGUGGAACUGUUGGCCACAUCAUUGGUGUUGGGAUUGUUCUUGGUCUUAAGAAUACGGGUGCCUUGUAAAACAAGAAAAAUGAACAACCAUUCCUGCAUAAUGCACCUGUAAUCAAGUUUAGUGUGCUUUUAAUUUUCUCAUCACUUGAGAAUGAACAUUGUAUGCCUCAAAUCUUAAUCUAUAGUUGCUCCCUUCCCCCA
This is a messenger RNA of Arachis stenosperma, 666 nucleotides long. Its product is annotated as photosystem I reaction center subunit psaK, chloroplastic. The coding region runs from base 145 to 534 and encodes 129 amino acids. Gene Ontology annotation, cellular component: membrane; photosystem I. The transcript has 3 exons. Lineage: Eukaryota; Viridiplantae; Streptophyta; Magnoliopsida; Fabales; Fabaceae. Gene Ontology annotation, biological process: photosynthesis. The record is from RefSeq and is a predicted model, not a curated record.